AUGCGACUCAUGCUCGAGGACGAUCGAACGUACGUUCCCUUGAAUCGUGAUCCCACUGCAAAAGUGCAAAGGGACUUGCAGAAGCUACUGGCUGACGGAUUUCGGUUUGUGCCUCCUCAGCAAAAGUCGCUGUAUUUUUCUCUUCUGUGUAACAAUGGCUCCGCUCCCGCUCUGUACGGAUUACCCAAGAUACACAAGGAGGGCGUCCCUAUGCGCCCAAUUGUCGACUUCACCCGCUCGCCUCUCCACAAGUUAUCGAAUUACCUUCACAGGAUUAUCUCCCCUUUGGUCGGCAAAACUGAAACGCACGUACGGAACUCGUACGACUUUAUUGAAAAGGUUCGCAACACGGUCCUACAUGACGACGAGAUCAUGGUGUCCUUCGAUGUGAAGUCACUUUACACAAGCGUGCCCAUUGACUUGGCCGUCAAGGUCUGCACUGACGCUCUCGAAUCGGACCCAAGUCUUCCAGAAAGGACACCGCUCGAGGCUCCAGAUCUCAGCAGACUUCUAGAGUUUUGUCUGAGCAACACAUACCUCACGUCCCAGAAAAAGUUCUUCAAACAAGUCCAUGGAACCGCAAUCGGAGCCUCGAUCUCAGUCACCGCAGCGAACUUGGCAAUGGAGUCACUGGAGUCCCGUGCCCUGUAUAGUUUCAACCCACGUCCAAGGGUAUUCCUACGCUACGUGGACGACUGUUUCUCAGUGGUUAAGAAGUCUGCUUUGAGCGCUUUUCUUCUGCACCUUAAUAGCAUGGAUCCAGCCAUACAGUUCACGACAGAGGAAGAAGUUAAUGGUCGUCUGCCAUUUUUGGACGUGCUCGUGAAACGCGACGGCAGUAGAUUGUCGUUCAGUGUCUUCAGGAAGGAAACUCACACUGGCAAGUACCUAAGUUUCAGCUCUGUGCACCCGAUGUGUCAGAAGAAGUCGGUGGUCGCUUCACUUGUACGUAGGGCGGAGAAACUUUCCUCAACUCCGGAGAACCAAGCGGCCGAGCUAGACACGAUACGCCGUGACCUCUCAUCUUCGGGCUACCCCAGUUCGCUCAUUCAAGCUGUUAAAAAGAGCCUAGCUCAUCCUACGCCAAAUGACUCUCAACAACACAAUGACAAGGGGAAGAGAAAAGAGAUUCCUGUGUCGUACGUCCCCGGCAUAAGCGAAAGUUUGUCCCGAAUCCUUCGGGGGUAUGAAGUCGACGUCGCUAACGUGCCUACGCGCAAGCUCAGACAAGCUGUGGGGACGGUGAAAGACAAACUCGAUAAGGAGAAGUUCCCGGGCGUCGUGUACAGAAUUCCUUGCGCCGAUUGUAAUCAAGUCUACAUCGGUGAAACAGGCGACUUUGGAAAAAGAAUUAAACAGCACAGCUAUGACGUGAAAACCAAGCACGUGGCAACUAACGGGCUAGCUGAGCACGCGGUGUCCACGAGCCAUGACAUCGACUGGGAUAGCGCGAAGAUAAUAGGAAAAGAAAAGAACAAAACAGCUAGGCUUCAUCUUGAAUCCCUUCACAUUCAGACGACCGAUAACACGCUCAACCUCAACUCAGCUGUUGGCUACCUUGGAACGCGCAUAACACCGUGGUUGAUUCGCACCCUUGGUUUCGGCCCCACUGGCGUGCAGCCAGAAACAGUGGCGUCAUGGCUCCAGGGGAAGUACAAGGGAAACGUCCCGAAGAACGGGUACUUCGGCGUUCUUCAGAAGUGGGGCGUGUCCGGCGUGCCGGAAGUGCUCACUCUCAGUUCUUUCCUCGUGGCGGCAGGCAUCGGCUACGUCAUCUACUAG
Messenger RNA from Rhipicephalus sanguineus (brown dog tick), 1782 nucleotides. RefSeq lists its product as uncharacterized. The coding region runs from base 1 to 1782 and encodes 593 amino acids. The transcript is spliced from 2 exons. The record is from RefSeq and is a predicted model, not a curated record. NCBI's taxonomy places the organism in Eukaryota, Metazoa, Arthropoda, Arachnida, Ixodida, Ixodidae.